This is a messenger RNA of Pedinophyceae sp. YPF-701, 2244 nucleotides long. The record is from the annotation of a GenBank genome assembly. NCBI's taxonomy places the organism in Eukaryota, Viridiplantae, Chlorophyta, Pedinophyceae.
AUGUCGGUGUUCGAGGAGAUGGGCGUGAUGCCCGAGCUCAUCCGCGCCAUCGAGGAACUGGGAUGGCUGCUGCCAACGCCCGUGCAGCAGGAGUCGGUGCCGCUGAUUCUGGGAGGAGGCGACGUGAUGGCCGCCGCUGAGACGGGCAGCGGGAAGACGGGCGCGUUCGCGCUGCCCAUCUUGCAGACAGUCCACGAAGCGCGGCGCGGGGUGAUGAUUUCGAAGGCGCAGAAGGCGUCCAAGUCGGGCGGUAAGCAGGCAUCAUUCAAGCACGAGCUCUCCUUGGAGGACAGAGACCCCAUGCUGGCCAUAUCUCCGGAUGGCCUGGUGUGCCAGAGCCGGGCACCGAAAUGGUCCGGUGGCCGCGGCUCCACGGGCGUCUGCAAGGGCAAGGCGUACUUCGAGGCGACCGUCAGGGACGAGGGGCUCUGCCGCGUCGGCUGGUCCACCAAGGCUGCGUCUCUCGAGCUAGGCACCGACAAACACGGAUUCGGGUUCGGCGGGACGGGCAAGGCGUCGCACGCGAAGCAGUUCCUGGACUACGGCGAGGCCUACGGGCUCAACGACACCAUCGGCUGCCUCCUCGACUGCGAUUCCGGCACCGUUUCCUUCUCAAAGAACGGCACCGAUUUGGGCGUCGCGUUCGAGAUCCCAGGCCACCUGAAAGGGCAGACCUUCUACCCCGCGGUGUGCCUGAAGAACGCCGAGAUCGGGUUCAACUUCGGCGCCACGCAGCUCCGCUCGCAGCCCCCCGCGGGGUACGUCGCGCUCGCCAGCGCGCCCGCCGCGACGCUGGUCGCCGGGUCGGCCGUGGAGGCGGCGCCCGCGGACGCCAAGGGGUCCGGCCGCGCGCCGCUGGCGCUGGUGCUCGAGCCGACGCGCGACCUCGCGGAGCAGACCCUCGCUUGUUUCAGGCAGUUUGCCACGCAUCUCAGUUCGCCGUCUCUGCGGUCGGAGCUGCUCGUGGGCGGCAUGGACACGAAGAAGCAGGCGCGCGCGAUCGCGGACGGCGUGGACGUCGUGGUCGGGACGCCCGCGCGCGUGCUGGACUUUGCUGAGUCGGGCAAGCUGUCGCUGGCCGCUGUCAGGUUCUUCGUGCUGGACGAGGCGGACCGGCUGACGGACGACGACGUGCGCGCGAUGGUGCUGAAGAUGUUCAAGAUGAUGCCCAAGGGCGGCGCGGGCGUCGAGCGCCUGCAGGUUCUCAUGUUCAGCGCGACGCUCCACAGUAAGGAAAUCAAGACUCUUUCCGAGGAGAUCUGCCAGACUCCGGUCUGGGUGGACCUCAAGGGGCGGGACCACGUCCCGGACACCGUCGACCACGCCGUCGCGAUCGUCGAUCCGCAGGAGGACCGCUCCUGGCUCCAGGCGCAGCCCGCGACCUACACAGACGGCUGCCACACGUUCGACGACUGCGGCGCCGGGGUGCAGUCCAAGGCGGGCUGGUCCGAGGCGGUGAAGCGGCUGAAGCAGCGCGUGCUGCAGCGCGUGAUCGACCAGCACAACAUCGAGAAUGCCAUGAUCUUCUGUCGCACGAAUUACGACUGCGAUUUGCUGGAGCGGUUCCUGAACGAGCUGGGCGGGGGGCGGGCGUUCCGGGGCAAGGCGGAGAGCGGGAAGGAGGGGGCGUACUCGUGCUGCGUGCUCGGCGGCGCGCGGAGCAUGGAGGAGCGCAGGAGGAACUUGGAAGCCUUCAAGGAUGGGGACGUCCGGUUCCUGAUUUGCACGGACGUUGCGGCGCGCGGGAUCGACAUCUCCGGGCUGCCGUACGUGAUCAACAUGACGCUGCCGGACCGGUCGGAGGACUACAUCCACCGCAUCGGACGCGUCGGGCGCGCGGGCAAGAUCGGGCUGGCCAUCUCGCUCGUGGCGGCGGUGCCCGAGCGCGUGUGGUACUGCAGCAAGAAGGGCUACAAGCCGUGGUUCGACCCGAAGCCGAAGGACGUGCAGGACCACACGAUAUGGUACGAUGAGUCGGGGUUGCUCAAAGAGGUAGAAGCCCGCGUCAGGCACCCGAUCGCGCGCAUGGGCGCCGACCUGUCGCUCCCGGCGGAGAUCGUCGCGAAGCUGAGCGCGUCCGGCGGCAGGUACGGCGAGGAGGCCGGCGGCGAUGCGACGCAGAAGGAAUCGCAGCAGAGGGUCGAGGAGGUGCGGCCGGCAGUGGUGGGGCUCGCGGAGCUGGAGGUCGCGGCGCAGCACUCGUUCCUCGCGCUCCGGCAGCGCUUCUCCGGGGCCGCGCGGUGA